UUUUUAAAGUGCACCUCACAAUAGCAUGAUCCCAAACAAUAAAUCACAUGUCAGGUAAGAUCUACAGCAACGCAUAUAAGAUCCAGAAAUGUCAGGCGAAGCUGAAUUUGAGCCACAGUGUAGGAGUUAACCAUAAAUCAUGGAGGCAAGAAAAUGACUCACAAAGUCAGAAGUGAUGAAGCAAAUGUGAGAGAAAGCAAAGCAGCCAAAAACAAAAGGGGAUCAGGCCUAACUAGGGUGGGGAAACAGAAGGUGAUGAAAGUCCGCUGGUUGACGAAAUACUUCAGCGUGACACAAAUUUGCACACGAGAGAACGCAAUAAAAUCUGGAGGAAAAUGACAAAAUGAAAAAGUACAAGUUGUAGAGGGUGGGAAAUGUGUUUCUAGAAAAAACUGUCAGAGAGAGAAGAUGAAGAAACGUCCGUCACCUCCCAGAAACAUCAGCAUGGCGCUGUGUGGCUACGUGCCCUUAGCUUUAAAACCAUUAGCAGGCUGUGGUUGGCUCAGCAGCAGACCAGUGUUUUACUGGUUCCCCUGGGCAGUGUUAUGGAGCGGGCUGUGUGCUGCCCAGCCAUCUUUUAUUGAGCCAGGGUGAUUAGGAGCCCAACGUGCUGACGGCACAUGUAGUAAUGCUGUUACAGCCACUAGACUAGGAUUUACACCACUGACCAAGCGCCUGCCACUGUCCUGUAAUAUACAGUUCAAAUAUGAGGCACAGAUUACUACAAGGUUUUACUGUUCUGGUCAUUUAACUGCAGAACAGACUGGUCUGAAUUUUAAAUGUGAUGAGCAGAGGAGCAACAAUGUGCAAUGUUGUACGUUUGAUAGUUGAUUAAAGUGGUGUCAGUUCCUUCCACAUGAUGAGUGGAACAAUUCUCUACACAUUUUUUUAUUUGUUCAACAAUAGAGUGCAGUGUUUGUUGAGAUGAGCUGAUUUCUGUUGUUGUCCCCACAUCUGGUUGUUUCUCUGAUAUUUGUAACUUAUUUGCUGCUAAGAAUCGACUUUAAAUGGAUCACAAAAAAAUAAAUAAUUUAAUUUAAAAGUCUCAGAUAUUAUAAGUAGGUUGUUGAAACAAAGUAUGAGCUGAAAUGAAAUGUAGAAACAGUGUCACGGUUCGAACAGCUUGAGGGGAAUUUCAUAUUCUAUAGUUAUGCAUUGUGGGUUUUGAAGGCUAAUUUAGACAAAUGUCGAUAUCUAUAUCUAUGUAAGGAUGAAGCCUUAAUCACAGGCAUAGAUUUUUUCUAUGCAGGGCGUCAGUGGCUUAGUGGAUGGAACGGGCGCCCCAUGUACAAGGCUGUUGCCGCAGCAGCCCGGGUUCGACUCCAGCCUGUGGCCCUUUGCUGCAUGUCAUUACCCCUCUCUCCCUCGCCCCUUUGCGCUUAACUGUCCUAUCUAUAAAGGCAAAAAUGCCCCCAAAAAAUAUCUUUAGAUUUUGUCUUCGUCCCCCUCAAUAUUCAGAACAUGUACAAUUAUUACUAUUACUAUUAUUAAUAUAAUUACAUGCAUACAAUAUAAUAAAAGAGUUAAAUGUAUUUGUGAAGCAAUAAAAAACUAAUAUUUUCAGAAAAAAAUCAGGCUUUUCGUGUUGGGUAGUCAACCAUGUCCUGAAAAUUUGUGAAAUAAAUAAAUGCCUGAUGGGGUGGAGAUUAUAUUCUAUAAAAUCUCUAUGUAAGAUUAAAAAUAUUAAUCAAUUUUAAGAAACACUUAUCCAUUUAUUAUAAAGGUAAACUGCUCGUUUCUGAUGCAGAAUUCUGUUAAACUUUAAUUGGGGCUUUAAAAACAUCACUGUCACAUUGUUUUGCUGAAUAUUUAUUAUAUUUAUUAUUACACUACUUGAUAUAUAUAUCUUUUUAUGUUACUUUAUUCCUUAUCUCUUUGACUUUUUUUAAGCUGCUGUUUUUUCUCUAUCUUUGCCUGUACGGUGACCUUGAGUGUGGUUAAAGGUGCCAAGAAAUAAAAUGUAUUAUUAUUAUUAUAUUGAUGUAUACAUUCACUCAUUAACUACUAUUAUCAUUAUUCAUAUUUUUUUUUUUAAUUAUUUUUAUUGUAGUUAUUGGCAUCACUAUUGUUGCUGUGCAUCUCCCUCAAUCUCUGUCAUUUUGUCAUAUGGAUAACUGCAACUACUACGACAUCUAUUGCACAUCUGUUUGUUCUGGAAGAGGGAUCGCUCCUCAGUUGCUCUUCCUGAGGUUUCUCCCAUUUUUUUCCCCAUUAAAGGGGAUUUGUCAUAUUGGGCUUUAUAAAUAAAACUGAACUGAACAUAGCUUUUUUGCUACUAAAUGAAUUUCCUCUUGUUAUGAUAUCAGAAAUUACAUUUAAGUAGUUUUUUCACAGUGUUAAGACAUUGUGUUUUACUGAUUAUGGUGCUUAAAAUUCUAUAAAUCAGUCAUACUGCUACUGCAAUAUGCAUGUUAACAUUGCAACACUGGAUUUAUUUAUCAAUCUAUUUAUUUAUUCUAACAUAACAACCACUUGUGGUAAGAUUCAGAUCAUGCUGGCUUUGAAUUUGUGAUUUUUUUCUCAGCAGUUUGGCUGUAAAGUUCAAGCAACAGAAGAAUAAAUAACCAGCAGCCCACACUGGAGGUUAAGUCCUUGAGUACCUGAGCAGUGAAGACACUGGUCCUCCUCACCAUCCAACACACACAAGCUUAAUGACGGAGAUAAAGAACCCACCCUGAGUGUAACCUGGUUAACCUCAGCUCUGGUGUUGUAGUUUAGGACGCAGGGGUUUAUGUUUACGAGGUGGAGCAACAGAGACAGACAGAACACGAGCACCGACUUUGUGGGCCUGUGUGAUUAAAUACAACAGGGCAAGAUUUAUUUCCUUCUUUAUUUCUACUGAACACGUAAAACUAAGCUGCGGCUACGACUGAGGAGCCACAUCUGGACCCUGCGGGACGUGCGUGAAAUCAUUUCUCUAUUCCUGCAAUUUACUGUAAUGCUUUGCAGAUGGCACAGUCAGUGUGUGUGUGUGUGUGUGUGUGUGUGUGUUUCAUGUAAUAACUCCUACAGUAGGAGCCGCGGAAAGGCAUGAGACUUUGUGGAGACUGCUAUCAAAAAGUAAACUGGACAAAAUACAUACGCAUGGCUCAACAAGUGGAACUUAAGUGUCCCCUGAGCUGAGGAUACUGAGGGUGGGGGUGGUUUUAGGAGACACGUGCGACUGCCUCGAGGCCUGUUUGCUGAACCUUUUUUUUUUUUUUUUUUUUUUUUUUUUUGGGAGUCUAUACGCCUUCAGCAUGAGAGUGAGUGACAUCACCACAAGGAGAAAUUUGUCCUGGUUUCAUUUAUUACUUCUUUUUUUUUUUUUUUUUUUUUUUUUACAAUUUCUCUGUCAACAUGUGGAGGGAACAGAAGCCCUGCAGGAACACGUGGGUCAGACUUAUACAAACAUUAACGCGCUGUACACAACAGGCUUCAGGUUUCUGGAGAAUUCUGUGACGUGUGGCUAAAAGUACACUUCUGAGGUGACACGGUGCCUCGGAGCUAUCACCUUACUGCACCUUGUUGGGACUGGCUGACAUUGAAAUGGGCUGCCAGCUGCCGACGGGUAGUUUAUCACUGGUGUUAGGAAGUAUUCAAUGGCUUUCUCAGCUUGAGGAUGGCUCUGUGAAUGAAGACACCAUAUGUGCUAAUGUACACUGCACGUACACUGUGGAGGCUGUAGACAGUGGAGAGAUCAUGUGCGUGAACAGAUUCAGGUUCAUUCAUACUACAAUCAUUUGCAACUGUUUACUCUGUCAUAGUUUAAAAGGAUGUUGUGUUUGAUUUGGUGUGAUCUGGUCCUCAAAUUAGCCCUGUUAAAGUGUGUGUAUUCAUGAUGCUGAGGCCUAUCAGCUUGCUCAUUUGCCUGCAGAGGAGCUGAUUAAAAUGCAUACUUCAAAAAAGCAAAAGGUGUAAUUAAGAAACAGUCAUUCAAAUGAAAUGUAACAAAACCUCUCUGAACAGCAAAUAACAAACCAGUAGGCCUAAUGCCUCUUAAAACAGGUCGUGCAGGUAGGCAUUAAGAUAUAGCGAACUGAAAGGAGGCUGGAAUUUCUCUCCCGAGCACUCAGCCAAGCUGCAAGGUGAGUCGCUCUCUGCUCUCCGAGCCUGUGCAGGAGUGCGUUCUGCUGCUGCUGCUGCUGCGGUGCGCCUCGCCUCGCCCCUCCCAUCUGGACUCCUGCUUAAACUCUCCUCUGUGCUCACCAAUAAAGCGCUUUUUGUCCAGGGAGGCAGCACUUGAGCGCAUUCCUUGACGUGGAGGUCGGUGUGUGUCUCCAAGGAUUUGAUGAAGACCGUUCGUUAUAAUUCUAAUACGUUCGCAGAAACUUUUUUUUUCUUCAGAGAGCGCGCACACACACGGAAAACUACAAGGUCUUGGAGUUUUAUCGGCGAAGUGCUCCGUCUGGAUAAAGACACAAGCGCAGCUGCGCUCACAACUUUACGUCUUUGAAGUUGAGGGAAAAGAAGACCUGAAGAAAAGUGGAGCGAGAGUAGAGGAGGAAGCGUCUCCACUGGGCUGAGUAUGGAGAGGGAAAAAGUCUGCACCAUGAAGGUCUUUCUCACUCCGCUGAUGCCCUUUCUGCUCUUCCUCAUCUUUCCUGAUGGCACCUUGUCCGGCGAGUGCCCAGACGACUGCACCUGUUCCACUCCAGAAUCCAUCUUAUGUUUUCUGAGACGCUCCUCUACCAUCCCACAGGGAGUGCCCCCAGCUACAAAAAGUCUCUACCUCUUUGCCAACGGCAUUGAGGGCUUGACAGCUGAGGACUUUGAUGGUCUGGAGAACCUGGAGAUGCUGGACCUCAGUCAGAACAAACUGACUGAACUUGCUGAUAGGGUGUUUGAACCUUUGACCUCUUUGAGAAACCUGGACUUGUCAUCUAAUCAGAUUACCCACAUUUCAGAGGAAUGCUUUCAGGGUAUGGCACUGCUUGAGCGCCUUUAUUUGUAUAGUAAUCUUAUUGAGACUAUCCACCCUGCGGCCUUUAAUGGCUUGGAUCACCUGCUGGAGCUCAAACUCCAGGGCAACCAGCUGACAUCCCUGCCUGCUCUCUCAAUGCCCCAACUGCUGCUGCUGGACCUUCGCUUUAAUGUUCUACCCACCUUGGGUCCAUCAGACCUCCAGACCCCAAACCUGGAGUCGCUCAAAUUGGGUGGUGUGGGGCUCACCAGCCUGGAUAAGGAGCUCAUAGGCAGUCUAAAGAAUCUCCACGAACUGGAUAUCUCAGGAAACCAACUUGAGACCUUCCCUGCUGCGCUGCAGGAGACACAUGGGCUGAUUCAUCUCAGCCUGGCUGGGAACCCGAUGGGUCCUCUUAAGGUUCAGGACUUGCAGAACCUUGGAGAGCUGCAAGAGUUGGACAUUAGCAGCCUCAGUUUGCAGGGCCUCCCUGAGGAGUUCUCCCAACUCUUACCCCACCUCAGAAAGCUCACAGUAGCAGAGAACCCUUUCAACUGUCUCUGUAACUUGGCGUGGUUCCCAAGAUGGCUGAGAGCCCAGAGCAUCACCCUGGAAAGGACAGAGGAGACCCGCUGCCAUUUUCCACCUGUAAAUGGUGGAAAGGUGUUGGAAAGACUGGAGUACAGGGAUUUUGGCUGUCCUACUACGACUACAGUCACUACUAGUACUGUUAAAACAACUACUACCCUGCCUGUUCCUGCUACCACCUUCGCAAGUACGACUAGAGCUGUCCCAGUCCCCAGGGCCAGUGACAACCCCGCAGACAAAGAUGAUUCCUUUCCCCUGCCCCCUGUCCCUGCAUCGCCCAGUAGCAGCAGCAUGGAUUUAGAUGAGGAGCAGCAUUUCUGUCCCCCUCACACCUGUCUGAAUGGAGGUACUUGUCAUUUGGACCAGCAUGGUCAGGUAGACUGCACCUGUCCACAUGGCACCUCAGGCAUGUACUGUGAAAACCAUCACCCGCCUUCACCACCUGAAGCUGAUAUCCCCAUGGUAACUGUCCCUGUCGACGCACCAGACAUCAGCUCACAUGAAGCAACCGCAACCUCAAUUCUGCUGGACCUCCACCGCUACAUUGAAAUGCGGCCCUUCAUCCGUGGAAUCCGCCUGACCUACCGCAAUCUGUCUGGGCCGGACCGAAGGCCAAUUCAACUCAGCCUGCCAGCAUCCUUCCCAGAGUACAGACUCAGAGGCCUGAAGCCCAACUCCACCUACUCUGUGUGUGCCAGUCCACUAGGUGCCCCCAGUGGCAUAGACAGUGUCUGCACUGAGGCCCACACAGCUCCUGAAACUGUCAGGGGCCAUGAUGCACAGUUUGACGACCAGAGGCUGACCACUAUGCUGGCGCCUGCAAUUGGCAUCUUGCUACUGCUUCUCCUGAUAGCAAUAGCAGUGGGAGUGGUAUGCUAUCUCCGCAGAAAGAGGGCCAAGGGCCACCUGGACCUGGACUGUGAGCCCUCCCAGCUAGAGCUGGAUGGAGUGAAGGCUGGUUUGGACAACGGGGCACUGCCUCAAAAACAGCCCCAACUUAUGAUCCCUGAACCUGCUGUUCAGAAUGGCAAUCUGGAAUACGAGGUGUUGCUACUACAGGAUCACUGUACGUCGAAUAACAAUAUGACUUCACACAAGCCUUCCUACUUUUGACACCUGGCUUUGACUACCCAGACCUAAAGGAGGAUUUUAAUUCUUCAGCUCUGUUUUCCCCACUGGAGAAACAGAGAGAGCAGCACAUGCUGUUGUGAAAGUGGAGGACACAGUAUCAGCCAGCCAACCAGCAGAGGAGAAAUUGGACAUAUAUUUAACUCGAUGCCCUCCAGUUGUCUAAGUAGACAUUAAACAAGUUCAAAAGCGUUUGUUUGGACUUUAAAAAGUGCCUCUUCUCCAUUUACAUGCUGCAUCCUGCUUCAGUAAUACUUCUUCCCUCACACGGCUGGACUGGCAACCUCUCAGCCCCCAUGCUAUGAUGCUGGGAGUGAUGAUGUGUUGUGCUUGGCUGAAACCUAGGGUAAAGGGACAUAGUGACCUCAGGCCCUCCUUUAUCUGUUCAUACAGGAGAGCGCACUGAAAUGAGGUUGCGCUGACCUUUUUCCACCACAACAGCCCAACUAAACACUAUCAGCAAUUGUUUUUGCUGCAUGUUGUAACUCUUCAGUACUACCCCAAAGGGAUCAGUGCUUGCUGUGAAUGACCUUUAAGACACCAAAUGAAGUUGUGCAGAGAAAAUAGCUGAUGCUUGUAUCGCUUUAUUUGGCUCUAAAACACUUGUGAUUAUUUUGUUUUGUACGUAUGUUUUUUUUAUACCUGUGUCUUUAUGUCAAUUUUUUUUUUCAUUGUGCAACAUUGUGACUGUUAACAGCCCUCCACACCCUCCACCCCCACCUCUUGUGACUAACAGACAAAACAGCAGAUUAAAAUCUUUGAAGAUUAAAACUCGUUUGGUACCAGCGAAGUCAAUCAAAGGGCUUUGCCCCCAGAAUGUCAGACAGUCUAAGUAGAUGUGAGUCUGGACAGACUCAAGA
Molecule: messenger RNA, 7458 nt
Organism: Epinephelus moara (kelp grouper)
Lineage: Eukaryota; Metazoa; Chordata; Actinopteri; Perciformes; Serranidae
Gene: vasnb
Product: vasorin b
Exons: 3
Coding region: 4508-6583 (691 amino acids)
Cellular component (GO): plasma membrane
Molecular function (GO): protein binding
Source: RefSeq, a predicted model, not a curated record